Molecule: messenger RNA, 2419 nt
Organism: Oldenlandia corymbosa var. corymbosa
Lineage: Eukaryota; Viridiplantae; Streptophyta; Magnoliopsida; Gentianales; Rubiaceae
Source: the annotation of a GenBank genome assembly
CUCCCUCCCUCCAUUUUUAACUAACUUUUUAACCAAUUUAUAAGUCCCUUUUUCCUCAGCUCUUUUGAUCAAUCCACACACACACUCACACAGUGUAUUUGUAUUAUAAUUGUUCCGUCCAGUGGUGUUCUGGUAGCACAGUUGAGUUGAGCUCAUCAUCCAGUACCUACGCUCCACACUCACUGCUCAUUCAUUCAUUUCAUCCAUUUAUAGCUUUUGAUUUCAUUAAAAAGGUGUCACCCCUCCCCACCAUUAAUUCAUCAUCAUUCAUUCAUUCAUUCAUUUCCUCCCAAUUCUACUGUCUCUCACCCCUACACACAUUCACACAGUACUCCCUCCCUUCCUUCCACUUUUCUAAAAUUACUUCCACUUCUCCAAAAAUUUGUCAUACCUUUUUUCUUACAAUUCUCUGCCCAUCCGUCCUCCCCUGACUUCAUCAAAAACACUAAAAAUUUGGUUGGUUUUGCCAAGUGUCAAGAAAUGAGCAGCAGUGUACAAAAAAGAGGAGUCUUGCAAAAACUCACAAUUUUCUGCAUUUCCUUGGUGAUGAUGGUGGCAUUUGCAACACCAACUAGUAGAACUAGUAGUAACUCUUCUUCAACGAGUUUGUGGGUUGGAUCAAAAUAUGAAAUUGAGUGUACAAUGUGUGGAGCUUGUGACAAUCCUUGUUCCUACCCAUCUCCACCGCCUCCUUCUCCUCCGCCACCUUCUCCGCCUCCCCCUUCCUCAAGCUCCUCUAACUGCCCGCCACCACCUAGCUCCGGCAACUAUUACUACUCGCCGCCUCCUCCAAGCCAGCAAAGCUACUACGCUCCGCCUAACAACGGUGGCGGAGUCAUCGGGAGCUAUUAUCCACCGCCCUCUAACGCUUACCCGACAGGGCCGGCACCACCGCCUCCCAAUCCAAUUGUCCCUUAUUUCCCCUUCUUUUACCACACUCCACCACCCCAUGCUCAGUCAUCUUCUUCCGUUUCUCUCCUGAAAUUCAGGGAUUCCACAAAUUUCUUUAUCACCAUUUUAUUAUCCAUCAUUUUUAUUUUUUUCAAGUGAGGGGGGAAAAGAAAAUGUUGGAUAAAUUUUUUUUUUUCCCCCACUUCUUUGAUCUUCUUUUUGGAGGACACAAAAAAAAAAAAUUAUUAUGGAAUAAUUUCUUUUUUAUGUCAGAUUCACAGAUCUACAACCACCACCAGCCCACCACCUAGCUGAGCUGAGCUGACAGAAAAAGAGAAGGUUCUGAUCUUCCCGAAAUUCUUGAUGCAUGAGAGAUGAUCACUUAACUGCUUCAUUCAGCCUGUGGAAUAAUCUGUAAAUUUUUUUGACAAAUUUUCCUCUAUUUUUUUUUUUUUUCCAUUUUGCCUUUAAGAAGUUGAUAGAUUAAUGUUAUAUAGAUGUAACAAAAGCUACUCAAUUUUUCUCAUGAUGUUAAUUUACAAUUCUACUUUCAGAUUUCCCUCUUUUUUUUCUUUUUUUUUCCCAAUAGUUUUACCUUUUGGUCGACUCUAGUUCUUAAGUCUGAACACAUACAGUACAAUUUCAUCAACUUGUUUACCAUCAAUUAUGAUGUAUGGUAUUGGUAUCUAUUAGAUUAGGGUGCAAUGUAUUAUUGUCAGGAUAAUGGGGAUCAUAAUUGGUAUACUACAAUUUAAAGGCUCCCAGUGGUGUUGACAGCACUUACACAUAACACCAUAUGUUAGUAGUAUGUAUAACUUUCUAAAAGUCCUUUACUUUUUGAUAUUAUUGUUGCUAUGAAGAAUUUAAAAAAAAAAUGAUAAAAACGACAAGCUUUUACACCUUUUAUUCUUCCCAGCUUACAUUCUGACAAUAUAUAUAUAUAUGAUACGGUGUACAUCUAAUGAAUUAACGAGUAAUUAAGAACGUUAAUUAGUUGUAGAACUCUUGUACUAGCUACAUCAUAGAAUUGUUCAAAAAUAUAUAAUAAAUUGAUUUUUAGGUUUCACACUAAGAAAUUUAUUUAUAUUUGAGUAUUUGGAAAAGUGAGGAGGCCAAAGGCACAUGCUGGGAUUGCCCAACCAAGAUCAUAUAUAUUUCCAGUUGAGAAAGAAGAAUCUUGAAAAGGUGGGCAUUCUUUGUGGACGUGGAAUGCGAAUUUCAUCUUCACGGCCGGCCGGGUCCCCCGAAAUUUUGGUCACGAAAUCUCGCUUUCUUGUCGGCCUCCUGAGAAUUACGACAUCUAUUAACUCAUUUAUGUGUAUUACUUACUGCAACAUUAGUCCUCAAAAAGAAACAAACAAAAGAAGAGAGUAGCUGGUUGAGAGUUCCAAAUUAACUAAAUGACACUAACUAAUCAGUUAUGUUUGAAACUGAACAACAUUUGCGAAAGUGAAUAGACACACGAAUUAACCCUUGUUUGGAUUUUAAAGGUUAACUGAUCCAUUUAAGCGGGUUGAAAUGAAUUCAG